AUGGCCCUAGGGGCAGGGUAUCGCGUGUCGACGACAUGGGGCUCACCAAUGUCAAUGCUAGGGAAUGUGGUCAUUCUAUUGCUCAUCGGAGUCGGUUGCGGGGCAUUACACCGAAUUUAUUUCCAUCCGCUGGCGAAGCAGCCCGGCCCGCUACUGGCGCGCCUGUCAUCUAUACCAAAUUGGUAUCAUGCGAAAAAGGGCGAUCGACAUGUCUGGCUAUACAGGCUGCACACUGAAUACGGCUCGGUGGUGCGGUUCACGCCCAAUUCUUUAUCCUUUAACACCGUCACGGCAAUGGAUUCGAUCUACAAGUCACGUAAGGCCAAUUUGAUCAAGUCCGACUGGUACCAAUGUGUGCGUGACUCGGCGGGAAAGUUUGAGAGCACCUUCACAGCAAGACAGAAGACGCGGCAUGCUGUGAAGCGUCGGUUACUGUCGCAUGCAUUCUCAGACAAGGCGUUGAAGGACUAUGAGCCUCGGAUAUGCGCGCUGAUCGACAAGUGGGUCGAGGCCAUCGAUGCGGAGGCAAAAUACGACCAGGGCAUGGUCGAUUUGGGCCAAUGGUCUGGCUACCUGAUCUUCGACGUCUUGGGUGACUUGGGAUUUGGAAACGCGUUUGGGUUCAUGGCGAACCAGGUGGACCGUUCGCUGAUUGGAUUGGUGGCGAAGGCUACCGGCGUGUGGUACUCGAUUGGAUAUCAUCCGUUCACCAAGUGGGUUCGGUAUAUCCUAUUUGAAACCCGAUUCGGGCACCUUGUGGGAGCGAGGACGAUUGAGGAUAAUAGUCGAUUUCGGUCCUUUUGCAUGGAGAAGCUGAUGAAGCGCCGAAAGUCUCAGGUCAUGACCGAGGGCAUUUUCGGAAAGGAAGUCAAGGACGACAUGUUCGGCCACCUGCUUGCAGGACGUGAUCCAGAGACCGGUGAAGCAUAUACGGUCGGUGACCUCGCCUGUGAAAGCGUGCUCCUCAUGGUUGCUGGGUCCCAGUCGACUGCUGGUGGACUCGCGGCCACGUUCUUCUAUUUGUCCCACUACCCCAACAAGCUGGCUCGGCUCCGAAAGGAGCUGCACUGUGCUUUUGCGAGCGAAGCCGCUAUCCGCUACGAUCCUGCAGGGACACUAGCGACGCUUCCAUUUCUGCGCGCCUGCAUCAAUGAGAGUCUACGGCUGUCGCCCCCGACGCCUGGACAUCUUCCCCGGGAGAUAGUAGGCGACGAUGGCAUGGUGAUCGACGGGUGGUGGCUGCCGCCGGGCACGAAUGUAGGCGUGAGCCCGUACACCAUUCAUCAUAAUGCACAGUAUUUCCGUGAUCCGUUCGAUUUCCAGCCUGAACGCUGGCUGACCGACAAAGAGGAUGAUGGGGCGGAGCAGCUAGCAUCUGCAUUCGCCCCGUUUAGUGCUGGAAUGACGGGCUGCAUUGGGAGACAGCUGGCCAUGAUGGAGCUGUGCUUAACGGUUGCACGGUUCCUUUGGCGGUUUGACCUUCGGGUUCAACCUGGCAGCGCCACGCUUCCAAUUGAGUAUGAAUUGAAGGACAGCUUCAUUGGCGAGGGAUCGGGGCCUCGUGUGCAGCUCAUUCCUUGUUCUCCUUAG
This is a messenger RNA of Penicillium macrosclerotiorum, 1590 nucleotides long. Its product is annotated as cytochrome P450. Bases 1 to 1590 code for a protein of 529 amino acids. The transcript has 4 exons. NCBI's taxonomy places the organism in Eukaryota, Fungi, Ascomycota, Eurotiomycetes, Eurotiales, Aspergillaceae. Gene Ontology annotation, molecular function: iron ion binding; monooxygenase activity; oxidoreductase activity, acting on paired donors, with incorporation or reduction of molecular oxygen. The record is from RefSeq and is a predicted model, not a curated record.